Molecule: messenger RNA, 1044 nt
Organism: Penicillium coprophilum
Lineage: Eukaryota; Fungi; Ascomycota; Eurotiomycetes; Eurotiales; Aspergillaceae
Exons: 4
Coding region: 1-1044 (347 amino acids)
Molecular function (GO): glycosyltransferase activity
Source: RefSeq, a predicted model, not a curated record
AUGCUACCAAACUUGUCAAAGACAGCACGCACUAUAAUCGCCAUCAUUGUCCUUUUCUUUAUAGUUGAGACAUUAUUGAUCUUGUCGAAUGGGCGUAAAAGUACGCAAUUUUACGAAUUUCAUCACGAUCCCUCUCCGAAACCCACUGAUGCCUUGGAUUGGUCUCGCUUUGCCUAUUCUCAAUAUGUUACGAACACGCCAUAUCUAUGCAACUCGGUUAUGCUUUUUGAAACUCUAGAUCGCUUGGAAAGCAAAGCCGAUCGCAUCAUGAUGUACCCAUCGGAUUUUUUGCCAGACGAAAAUGACAACGGGACGCAAAGCCGACUUCUCCGAAAAGCUCGAGAUGAAUAUAAGGUCAAACUAGUGCCCAUCGAGAUUCAAAGUCGAUCAGGUGGUGACGCAACAUGGGCGGAGAGCUUCACUAAACUUCUUGCCUUCAAUCAAACGCAAUACGAUCGCGUCCUGAGCCUUGAUUCAGAUGCCACUAUGCUGCAACAUAUGGAUGAAUUGUUCUCCAUGCCGCCAUGUCCUCUAGCUCUACCUCGAGCUUACUGGCUUAGCCCGAAAGAACGUGUAUUGACCUCCGCACUUUUGCUCGUUCAGCCUUCUCAUUUUGAAUUUAAUCGUAUCAUGAAAACCAUUGAUGCGGCAGGUCACUCGGACUAUGAUAUGGAAAUUAUGAAUCGUCUCUACGGAGAUAGUGCGCUCAUCUUGCCGCAUCGUCCUUACACCAUGUUGACUGGAGAACUCCGCAACGAUGAUCACUCGAAAUAUCUGGGGAAUAGCAAUGAGACUUGGAAUCCUGAUAAAGUGCUCAAGGAGGCCAAAUUCGUGCAUUUCUCUGACUGGCCAGUUCCAAAGCCUUGGAUCACUCCCACGGCUUCUAUCAUGGAUGAAAAAAAACCAUCCUGUCACUUGAAUAUCAGUAGUGGGCUUCUAGACGACUGUCGUGACCGUGACCAUUGGUUAGGGUUAUAUGCAGAUUUCACCAAACGACGAAAGGUAUUGGACACUCUUCUCGGAAUUACUUGGAACACCAGCUGA